Molecule: messenger RNA, 1479 nt
Organism: Capsicum annuum
Lineage: Eukaryota; Viridiplantae; Streptophyta; Magnoliopsida; Solanales; Solanaceae
Product: putative F-box protein At3g52320
Exons: 2
Coding region: 197-1462 (421 amino acids)
Molecular function (GO): protein binding
Source: RefSeq, a predicted model, not a curated record
UUUAUCUAUAAUCUAUCUAUAUACUGUGAAAAACCUUUAUAAAAGUGAUUUAUACCUUUUGCGUGUCAUUAAAAAUUUCCACAAAAUUAAUUCUCUUUGUUGCAGACACAUUCAGGAGGAAUAUUGUUGAGGGUUACAAAUCAAAUUGCUCAAGAUUUGGUAAAACGUAAAAGGGGGAUUCAGAAAGAAAGAAAGAAUGCAGAUCUCAGAUUCAACGUCCAAGGGAAAGAAAAAGCAACAUGUCAACAUUUGUAUACCCAAAGAAGUCGUUGCUGAAAUAUUACAAAGAGUACCUGGCCAAGAUUUGCUUGAAACUUUAAAGAAAGUAUGCAUGCAGUGGUGUUCAAUUAUCUACAGCGGGAGGUUUGCCUACUCGCACAUCGAACGUGGAAUAUUAAAAUCGUCAUUCUCACAACUGGAAGCAGUUAUUAUUAGCAUGACUGAUGAUAGGUCUUCUUUCAUAGUUUCUGCCUUGGAAUGGCAUAGUUUUCCAACCCGUGAACUCGGAGAACAUGAAAGGUAUUGGAAGGCUAAAUACAUUUAUAUGGUAAAUAAUGUGUUCUUACAUAGAAUCAGUUACAUGAUGAGGGUGAAUUCUGUGUAUGGUUUCGUCUGUUUCUGGAGUGAUGAUGCUUGUCUUCAUGUCUGUAAUCCUAUCACUAAAGAGUAUUUAACGACUCCACCAUAUUCUUAUACUAAUACCUAUAUGGCACCAGUACACCACCAGCUUGUUGCAGUUGGCUUUGGAUUUUGCCAUCUUUCAUAUGAAUACAAGCUGGUUGUUCUUCAUGAAGAUGCAGUAGAAUAUGGUGAGACUAAACCAUUUGUUUUAACUUGUCGAGCUGGCUGUUUAUGGAGGUCUCUGAAAGCAAUUCCUGAUACAAAAUUUAUUUCUCGUGGUCAGACGGGUGCACAUGUGAAAGGGGUAUUGUAUUGGUACUUGGAGAGUUGUACUCCUAAAGAUUGGCCACAGACGAUUAAAAGGCUCGUAUGUUUCGAUCUAACUACAGAAGAAUUUGAUAUGAUUAUGGUUCCAGCUGAAAUUGAUGGCGGCGUACAAGGACUCCAGUAUGUAAUUAGCAUUACCGAAAAAGGAGGAAAUCUUUGUUUGAUAAAUAUAAGUCAUGUUUAUUUUUGCUCCCUCUUGAUCCAGGUAUAUGUUGCGGCGCAUAGUGCUGCUGCUGAUCUGAGUAGCAUAAAUUCAUGGAAGAAAGAGUUCACUGUGACUGUUCCUAAUAUGGCUUACAAUAUAAACAUCAAUCAUUUGUUCGUCUUAGUUGUUACUGAUGACAUGUUGGUGAUUCAACUUAGUGAUGGUAAAACCUUCGGAUUUAUUAAUGUAGCAACUGGAAUGCUGUUGACUGGGUUACGUCUGAAUUUGUCUACAAUUGUUAUCCCUUAUGUUCCAAGUUUGGUUAGUUUUGCCCAUAUUCCACCACUUUUAGGUGCUAAUCUGGUCUAGAUUCUGGUCUAGAUUGC